Messenger RNA from Phytomonas sp. EM1, 414 nucleotides. The record is from the annotation of a GenBank genome assembly. Lineage: Eukaryota; Euglenozoa; Kinetoplastea; Trypanosomatida; Trypanosomatidae.
AUGAAAAAUGGUAAUAAACUUGCGAAGGACGAAACAGAUCUCCCGUUUGUUGCAGCUACCUUCCCAAGGCUUAAAGAUAUCGACGAUACAUCCGUUAAUUACGAUAAUGAAAUGCCAUCCAACAUGAUAAACUCUAGGUCUAACAUCCCAGGCAUCACUCCGCAGGAACUUUUAGCUGCGCAUCGUCGUUCCCUGGCGGAGCUUUCCGAACACUCAAACGAACUUGACUUUCACAGUUUAACCUUAAGUCGUCAUCAGAUUGAUGGCGGGGAGGUGUUCUCCGCUCAGCUGGAUGAUAUUCCUGACGAGGAGUAUCAGGAGUGCUUGAGGAGCUUCAAAUUUGGUGAUGAAAACAGCGGACUUGGUGGGGGCUCUAGUGAUCCUGCAAGCACGAAAUCAGAUGAAGAGCAAUAA